CCCACACAAAAUCGUAGGCAACCCAAACAACCUAAAACCACGGUUCAAAUAAUUAUCCACGUUGUCAAAGUAGGAAUCCUAAAACCCCUUUCGAACCCCCUCGUGCCGUGUUAAAAACCUCAACACACCUGGAAAACCUCCAUUAACAGCGGUUAUCGUUUUUUACUAUUAUCGCCGCCAACCUCUUCUCAUACGAUCGACACCCAUUUCGCAACAUAGAUUAUCUUUGUCCGGGUCCACUUCAUUGUGGUUUCUUUUCUCAAGAAUUUUGGAAACUGCUGUAUUUGAGGAAACCCUAGCGGGUUCACCACUUUGCAGAUUCUAAGCCUGUUUCAAGAAGCGAGGAAAAAUGUCGGACGACGAGGCCAAGGAGGAGAAGGAGUUGGAUCUUAGUUCAAAUGAUGUCGUUACGAAGUACAAAGGCGCUGCUGAGAUUGUGAACAAGGCAUUGCAGAGAGUUGUAUCUGAAUGCAAGCCAAAAGCAAAGGUGGUUGACCUUUGUGAAAUUGGAGAUUCAUAUAUCAAAGAAACAACAGGAAAUAUGUAUAAAAAUGCAAAAAAGAAAAUUGAAAAAGGUGUAGCGUUUCCUACUUGUAUCUCAAUCAAUAGCACUGUAUGCCAUUUUUCUCCAAAUGUAGGGGAUGAGACAAUAUUGGAAGAAAAUGACAUUGUCAAAAUUGAUAUGGGUUGCCAUAUUGAUGGCUUUAUAGCAGUAGUGGGACACACGUGUGUGGUCCAAGAAGGCCCCCUUACUGGAAGGGCAGCAGAUGUUAUUGCUGCAGCAAAAACUGCAGCUGAUGUUGCUUUGAGACUUGUCAGGCCUGGAAAGAAGAAUAAAGAUGUCACUGAAGCUAUACAGAGAGUUGCAGCGGCAUAUGAUUGUAAAAUUGCUGAGGGUGUUUUGAGCCACCAGAUGAAACAAUUUGUUAUUGAUGGGAACAAAGUUAUCCUGAGUGCAAGCAACCCAGAUACUCGAGUUGAUGAUGCCGAGUUUGAGGAAAAUGAAGUCUAUGCCAUUGAUAUUGUCACAACCACAGGGGAUGGCAAGCUGAAGCUGCUUGAUGAAAAGGAAACGACUAUAUAUAAGAGGGCCGUCGAUAAAAAUUAUCAUUUGAAGAUGAAAUCUUCAAGGCUUAUUUUCAGUGAAAUAAACCAGAAGUUCCCUAUCAUGCCCUUUACUGCAAGGGCUUUCGAAGAUAAACGUGCACGUCUAGGUCUGGUGGAAUGUGUCAACCAUGAACUCUUACAACCUUACCCUGUUCUCCAUGAGAAGUCAGGUGAUCUUGUUGCCCAUAUAAAAUUUACGGUUUUGUUGAUGCCCAAUGGAUCAGAUAAAAUCACAGGAAAUCAUCCUUUGCAGGAACUGCAACCAACCAAGGUUGUUGAGGAUCCUGAGAUAAAGGCAUGGUUAGCUUUAGGAAUCAAAUCUAAAAAGAAGGGAGGGGGAAAGAAAAAGAAAGGCAAGAAAGGUGAUGCACAAGAAGACUCAACAGAUGCUGCUGUUGAUGGAGCUGAUAGCAUGGACACAUCACAGGGAUGAUAAGAUACAGAGUCUAUUUUAUAAUGUCUUGUUACAUGUUCCUUGCCAUAGGCAGUCUUCAUAUUUGAACUUAUAAUGGUGAUAUCUAUUACCUCAAGAAUCCAGAUUUUCAUUAUUAAUCAAUUAAUUACACUUGUUUUUGUAUAGGCGGGUGGUGCAAGAGCCACUUUUCGUCUCACGGCAUGACAAUUUUCCUGAGUUGUCUUUCUUGAAAGUUUAUGCAACUCUUUUUUUUGGUUAAAACAUGUUAACUGUUGGUUUUGUUUGCUCUUAGAAUUGAGAAACCUAUGUAUAAUUGAAAUCUUGUCUUUAUAAAUGUUUCGUGAUGCUCUGCUGUUA
This is a messenger RNA of Cryptomeria japonica (Japanese cedar), 1879 nucleotides long. Its product is annotated as ERBB-3 BINDING PROTEIN 1. Lineage: Eukaryota; Viridiplantae; Streptophyta; Pinopsida; Cupressales; Cupressaceae. The transcript has 10 exons. The coding region runs from base 350 to 1540 and encodes 396 amino acids. The record is from RefSeq and is a predicted model, not a curated record.